Danio rerio (zebrafish) is the source of this 688-nucleotide messenger RNA. It is a transcript of the gene prpsap1, whose product is annotated as phosphoribosyl pyrophosphate synthetase-associated protein 1. Lineage: Eukaryota; Metazoa; Chordata; Actinopteri; Cypriniformes; Danionidae. Gene Ontology annotation, biological process: nucleotide biosynthetic process. Gene Ontology annotation, molecular function: magnesium ion binding. The record is from RefSeq and is marked validated.
AGGGCUCAGUCGUAUGCCGAGCGUCUGCGUCUCGGCCUGGCUGUCAUACAUGGGGAAGCAGAGUCCGACAUGGCAGACGGCAGACACUCUCCUCCAUGUGUGCGCAACACCAUCGGGCAUCCCGGCCUGGAGCUGCCAUUAAUGAUGGCCAAGGAGAAACCCCCCAUCACGGUUGUUGGAGAUGUUGGAGGUCGCAUCGCCAUCAUUGUCGAUGAUAUUAUUGAUGAUGUGGAGGACUAUGUGGCAGCCGCUGAGAUCCUGAAGGAGAGAGGAGCUUAUAAGAUCUACAUCAUGGCCACCCAUGGGCUGCUGUCGGCGGAUGCCCCGCGCCUCAUCGAGGAGUCCGCUAUAGACGAAGUGGUGGUGACCAACACGGUCCCUCAUGAAGUGCAGAAACUGCAGUGUCCUAAAAUCAAGACAGUGGAUGUGAGCAUGAUCCUGGCUGAGGCCAUCAGACGCAUUCACAAUGGAGAGUCCAUGGCCUACCUGUUCCGCAAUAUCACAGUGGACGACUAAACCACACACAUACACUCACAUUCAGUAAUGAUAAAUUUGAGAUUAGGGAAGAGAUGUGCCAAUGCAGUUCCCCAAACACCACAAUCACCUUCAUUCAUCACAGAAAAUCGACUUCAUCUUCUCUUGCCAAAUCGAUCAAUUUGAAACUAAAUAAACGAACAGAUACUCAAAA